This is a messenger RNA of Eptesicus fuscus (big brown bat), 735 nucleotides long. It is a transcript of the gene CENPX, whose product is annotated as centromere protein X. Gene Ontology annotation, cellular component: FANCM-MHF complex; Fanconi anaemia nuclear complex. Gene Ontology annotation, biological process: kinetochore assembly; replication fork processing; DNA repair. The transcript has 5 exons. Bases 171 to 410 code for a protein of 79 amino acids. NCBI's taxonomy places the organism in Eukaryota, Metazoa, Chordata, Mammalia, Chiroptera, Vespertilionidae. The record is from RefSeq and is a predicted model, not a curated record.
AGGCAACGCGCUCCGAGCCAAUGGGAGGGGACGAGUGGGGGCUUCGGAGUGCGCGCUCCGGUGUGAUUGGCUGGAGGCGUGUGGGUGGGCCCAAAGUAGGGCGCGCUUAGGGCUCAUUGGCUGGGAGCGCGAGGGCGGGGCUCCGAGGAGCGCGCGCGGCGGUGGCGGUCAUGGAGGGAACCAGCGCCUGCUUCCGGAAGGACCUGGUGAGCAAGCUGCUGCACCUGCACUUCAAGGAUGACAAGACCAAAGUCAGCGGGGACGCGCUGCUGCUCAUAGCCCAGCUGCUCAAGGUCUUCGUCGUAGAGGCGACCGUCCGCAGCAUCAGGCAGGCCCAGGCCGAGGACCUGCCCUGUGUGGACGUGGAGCAGCUGGAGAAGGUGCUGCCGCAGCUGCUUCUGGACUUCUAGGGCUCCCACCACACUGAGGCCACCUGUCCGGCUCCCGACCAGCCCAGCGCCCAUGUUGUCUGUGGCCUCUGGCUUCUCCUCUGGCCCAGCACUAGGGCGACAACACAUGCACUGUUGUCCCUCGGGGGCUCUGUCUGUCCUGCUCACGGCCUGGACGCAGCUGAGGGGCCACUGUGUGGGGACCUUCCUCGGCUGACAGCGGGCCGCGCAGUCCUGCCUGACCUCAGAGCUGGUGCCCCUCCCCGUGUGCUGCUCCCACAGACGCCUCCCUGAGCCGUAAACUUGUUCUCACAGCAACAGCAAUAAAUCUAGGCCGUUCUCCCAG